This is a messenger RNA of Vespa velutina, 1347 nucleotides long. RefSeq names its product retinaldehyde-binding protein 1. NCBI's taxonomy places the organism in Eukaryota, Metazoa, Arthropoda, Insecta, Hymenoptera, Vespidae. The transcript is spliced from 5 exons. Gene Ontology annotation, molecular function: phosphatidylinositol bisphosphate binding. Gene Ontology annotation, cellular component: membrane. The record is from RefSeq and is a predicted model, not a curated record. Bases 368 to 1231 code for a protein of 287 amino acids.
AAACAUUAACAAUAAUCACGAGUAAUGAUGUUGUCGCAUCAAAUCGUAAAUUUGUCGUUUGGACUUUGAACGGUCAAAGAUUAUAUCAUGUUGGUGGACACAAGAAGAGGCUUCCUUCUCCUCAUGUAAAGAUAUAUCGAGCCAGAUAUAUCGUGUUCGUUCUUGCGUGAGGUCUGUUCUUUCCCAUUUCUUCUACAAUCUAUUAAGGGAUAUUGAUAUCGUUGAAUUUUUGUGGCUCGAGAGAAAAGAGAGAAAAAAAGAGAAAAAAAGAGAGAAAAAGAGAGAGAGAGAGUGAGAAAGAUAAAGAAAAUAACAAAGAGUUCGUCGAUUAUUUUUAUUUCGAAAAGAAAGAAGGGACUCUCGAAGAAUGUCCUUCGAAUUAGAAGAAUACCCGAUCGAUUCGGAUACCAAAGCUCUCGCAGUAAAAGAACUCAGAGAAACCGAGGAAAAUGUGAAAGAUGGUAUUGAGACUUUGAGAAAGUAUAUCGAAGAGGAUAAAAAAUUAUACUUUAAAACGAAUGAUGAAUUCCUUAUAAUCUUUCUUCGACCAUGUAAAUUUUAUCCACAAAGUGCUUACGAAUUGAUAAAGAGAAUCGCUGACUUUAAACAAAAGCAAGCUGCUCUUUUGGACAAUUUAAUACCUUCCGAUGAAAAGAAAUCUUUUCUCGAAUACAAUGUCGUCAAUGUGCUCAAAAAUAGAGAUGAAAAAAGACGAAGGGUAUUGAUACUUAAUAUCAACAAAUAUUGGGAUCCUUCGAAAGUCAGUGCCGAUCAAUUAUUUCGAUUGCUUUAUAUCAUCCAUGAGGCCGCUAUGUUCGAACCUGAAACACAAGUACGCGGUUCCAUCGUAAUAAUGGAUUUCGAUGGUCUCUCGAUGAAACAAGUGAUGGGUUUGACACCAUCUUUUAAUAUAAGACUUCUAACUUUUAUUCAAGAUGCCUUACCGUUCCGAUUGAAGGAGAUUCAUAUCGUAAAACAGCCGUUUCUCUUCAAUAUGGUCUGGCAAAUGUUUAAACCGUUCGUUCGUGAAAAAUUAAAAAAACGUAUAUUUUUCCAUGGCACGAAAAUGUCCUCAUUGCAUAAUUACAUUGCAUCUAGUCACUUACCAAAAAAUUAUGGUGGUGAAUUACCUGAAAUCGAUUAUACCAGCGCCGAUUGGUAUCCGACAAUUCUUCAAUACGAAGAUAGAAUAAAAGAAUGGAAUUCAUAUGGGUAUCGCAAAAAUGAAUAAUCUCGAUCUCCUAUAGGGUAUUCGUUUUCUUUUUCUCAAACAAAAUCAAGUCUGGAAUAUUUUUUUUUAUUAAUCGUUGUUAAUUAAAAAAUAAAUGUUAAAGAUUAUAUAUCUCA